AUGAUGUCCAAGGUCCAGAUCGCGCUCAUCCUCGCUGCCACUGCCUUCCUCGCCUCUGGAAUGCCGGCGGCUCCCGUCACGCAAAUCCUCGAUGGCCAGAUCAAGGCCCCUCCAGGAGUACCCGUCAAUAUCAUCUCAGAUGGACAGGCACAGGCCCAGCUUCCUUCCGCGACACCUAAAUCGCACCUCAAGCGCGACAAUGGUGGCGUGAGUCCCGAAUCGCUCCAACAACGUGAAGGAGCUGGCCUAGGCACUACUCGUGCCUUCGCCGUCGCUGUGUACCUCUACCUAUGGCUGAGCACGGUGCCGAAGAUCUUCGGACACUAGCAAACUUACCCUGGAAGUUCCUCGCUCUUCAUGGGCCACUUUGUGGGGCAACAGCGCUCGGAAUGCGUAAGGUCUAUUCAGCUGGCCUCGAUAAGUGGCAGGGUAGCCUUGUAGUCACGAGCUACUGAGCGUAAGCCCGAUGUCGGCUUGAUUUGGUUGCCGUCCGCACGGAUUCAUAUAGGGAGAUUAGGCAGGAUAGUA
Molecule: messenger RNA, 528 nt
Organism: Mytilinidion resinicola
Lineage: Eukaryota; Fungi; Ascomycota; Dothideomycetes; Mytilinidiales; Mytilinidiaceae
Exons: 1
Coding region: 1-327 (108 amino acids)
Source: RefSeq, a predicted model, not a curated record